This is a messenger RNA of Haemonchus placei, 534 nucleotides long. The record is from the annotation of a GenBank genome assembly. Lineage: Eukaryota; Metazoa; Nematoda; Chromadorea; Rhabditida; Trichostrongylidae.
AUGGAAAUGCUCUCCCGGUCGGGUCGAUUGGUGCAGCAGCAACGUCAAAAGAUCAUGGAGUUUUACGAGAAGAAAGAGAAGCAAGUGGAACUCCAAAGAAAGAUUCAGUCUUCUAACUCUCUCAAUGAAGGACGUCUUCUAUGUCUCAAGGCGCGUGAAGACCACAUUCGAAAUGUUCUCGAUGAAGCGCGCAUGAAUCUGUCAAAGAUUUCCAAUGAUCAAGCACGAUAUCCCGCUAUUCUUAAGGGACUCAUCAUGCAGGCUCUGCUUCAAAUGCUUGAGAAGGAUGUUCUUCUUCGGUGUCGCGAAAGAGAUCUCAACCUUGUCGAGAAACUUCUUCCUGAGUGUCUCGAUGCUCUUGAGAGGGAAUGGGGCGAGAAGACUACAGUGAAAAUCGACAAGGAUUUCCUGCCACCAGAGGCCGCUGGCGGUGUAGAACUUUCCGCGAAGGGAGGUAAAAUUAGAGUAUCUUCUACUCUGGAGAGCCGUUUGGAGUUGAUUGCUAGUCAGGUCAGUAUUUCAGCAUUGAAGUAG